UUCAUAUUAAUUAUCUCCUUAAUCUCUUUUAAAUCCAUCUUUAUCAAUUAAACCACUCAGAACACAAGCUUCCUCUCCCUCCUACCCAUAUAGAAAAAUAAAUUACUAUAUUCGUGUUUUUCUUUUUGAUGUGUCUAUGGCUGGUUUGGAUUUAGGCACGGCUUCACGCUUCGUCCAAAGUCUCCACAGACCAGACUUCAACCAACAACAAGAAUCCGAGGAAGACGCCAAACCCCAAGAUGGGCCCCAGCAGGGCGACGUGGUGGGGCGCCGCCCGCGGGGGCGUCCUGCGGGCUCCAAGAACAAGCCCAAGCCGCCGGUCAUCAUUACGCGGGAGAGCGCCAACGCCCUCCGCGCCCACAUCCUCGAAGUCGCCAGCGGCUGCGACGUCUUCGAAAGCGUCGCCAGCUACGCGCGCCGCCGCCAGCGCGGGAUCUGUAUCCUCAGCGGCAGCGGAACGGUCACGAAUGUGAGCCUGCGGCAGCCGGCGUCGGCGGGCGCGGUGGCCACGCUUCACGGCAGGUUCGAGAUACUCUCCCUGACGGGAUCGUUCCUUCCUCCGCCGGCUCCUCCGGGGGCGACGAGUCUCAGCAUAUACCUCGCCGGAGGACAGGGGCAGGUGGUGGGUGGGAGUGUGGUAGGAGAGUUGACGGCGGCGGGACCGGUAAUUGUGAUCGCGGCGUCGUUCACGAACGUGGCUUAUGAAAGGUUACCGUUGGAGGAAGAAGAAGAACAGGUUCAGAUUUCUGGUGCUGCUGCCAAUAACAAUAAUAAUAGUAACCCCUAUCAUGAUCCUUCUUCGGGACUUCCUUUCUUCAAUUUGCCAAUGAAUGUUCAGUUGCCUGUGGAUGCCUGGGCGGGAAACUCAACUACACGUUCACCAUUUUGAUCCACCAUCACUCUCAAAUCUUAAUCUAAUGUCAUUGGAUGUUGCCAACCAACAAUGAAGAUGUUCAUCGCAAGUAGCUAGCUCUUUCAAUGCUUAAUUUCUUCAAAUCAGGUCAGCCAAUUCAUGGACUUUAAUUACAUAAAUAUAUAUAUGAUUUUCUUCUUCUUCUUCUUGUUUCUUCUCCCCUUGUUCAAUCUUUUUUUUUUUUUUGGUUCAUGUUAAGAAGGAUGUGUUGCCUUAAUUUGUGUUGUUGUACUUGUUCUAUUUAAUUAGUGUAGUUUUGAUUUUCUCUUUUUGAGAUUCUUCUUUAUUGUGGAGCUAUGUAUAUGAAAUGACUUAUAUUAUCUUAA
Messenger RNA from Glycine soja, 1239 nucleotides. RefSeq names its product AT-hook motif nuclear-localized protein 23-like. Gene Ontology annotation, cellular component: nucleus. The transcript has a single exon. The record is from RefSeq and is a predicted model, not a curated record. Gene Ontology annotation, molecular function: DNA-binding transcription factor activity; minor groove of adenine-thymine-rich DNA binding. Lineage: Eukaryota; Viridiplantae; Streptophyta; Magnoliopsida; Fabales; Fabaceae. Bases 137 to 889 code for a protein of 250 amino acids.